Molecule: messenger RNA, 1672 nt
Organism: Saccostrea cuccullata (small rock oyster)
Lineage: Eukaryota; Metazoa; Mollusca; Bivalvia; Ostreida; Ostreidae
Exons: 1
Coding region: 60-1667 (535 amino acids)
Biological process (GO): proteasome-mediated ubiquitin-dependent protein catabolic process; protein polyubiquitination
Molecular function (GO): ubiquitin protein ligase activity; zinc ion binding; protein binding
Source: RefSeq, a predicted model, not a curated record
UGGAUCCAAGUAAAAGUGCACAAGAUGUCAUCCGAUGUGACCUUUGUGAGGACGCUAUAAUGCAAAUGUACUGUGAUUUCUGUCAAGUUAACCUGUGCAUUUCUUGCACAGGAAAGCAUAUUUCUGAUGAUUAUGAUAAACACAAAGUUGUCCCAGUCCAGCAGAGGAAAUCAACCUUGAUUUAUCCUAAAUGUAUCGCACAUCAAACAAAAAGCUGCAAAUAUUACUGUGAAGAAUGUGAUAUUUCUGUAUGUUCUUUGUGUUCUAUAAUAUCUGAUACACACAAGGGGCAUACAAUUUCAACUCUCUCAGAUGUCUAUAAUGCGAAGAAAGAAGUCAUUGAAAAUGAUACAGAAGCUCUGGAAAACAUAAUUUCUCCAACGUAUGAAGAAGUAGCAACAGACAUAGAAACUCAAAUAGCUAACUUGGACGAAGAAUAUGAGAAACUUACCACAACAGUGACGGAACAUGGAGAAGACUGUCACAGAGUAAUCAGUAACAUUGUGGAUAAAAUGAAAGUAGAGAUUGAAGAACUAAAAAUUAAACACAAGAAUAUUCUGAAAGAACAUUUGGAUGAAAUCAAACAAAUACAAUAUCGUAUUGAACAAACACUGCUUAACCUGUAUAGAAUUGAAGACUCUAAGGAAGUGUUUCUAACCAUGGAAUACAUCCCUCAAACAGAAGAAUUUAGCAGACUUCCUCCCAAAGUCCAAGUUUCAUUACCAAGGUUUAGUUUAAAGACAAUAGACACAGAUCAGUUUUGCACGCUGUUUGGAUAUUUGACACCUUUAUACAACACAACAGAAGAAAAUGGAUACAAGCUGAAGAAACCAGUUACACUCAGCAGAAACUUUCUAGAGGAACCAAACCUUAUCACUACUAUAAAUACCGGGUACGACAAUCUCCGCUGUGUUACCUGCUUUGAAGAAGAAGAAAUCUGGACAAUAGCAAGUGAUGUCAGUGAUUUGAAAUGCUUUAGUAUUCAAGGAUCACUUAUAAAGUCAAUUAAAAUAAAAUCAGUGGAAUCACCAUAUGAUAUAGCAGUGACAAAUGUUGGGGAUCUAGUUUACUCUGACUGGGGAACAAGCACUAUAUAUAAAGUAACUAAUGAACAGAUAGAGGAGGUAAUCAGAUUUCAGGACUGGACACCUUUACAACUCUGUGUCACCUCGUCUGGCGAUCUCCUGGUUACCUUGUACAGUGAUGAUCAGACACAAUCCAAAGUUGCGCGUUACUCAGGCUCCAUAGAGAAACAAACCAUCCAAUUUGAUGAUGAGGGUAAACCUUUAUAUUCAGGAAAUACAAUUAUGAAAUACAUCACUGAGAACAGAAACCUGGAUAUCUGUGUGGCUGAUUGUGGAGCUGAAGCUGUAGUUGUGGUUAACCAGACCGGAAAACUCCGGUUUAGAUACACCGGUCAUUCUUCUACUGCAAAGUGCGCGCCAUUUGAACCUUAUGGAAUAACAACAGACAGUCAGAGUCAUAUCUUGACAUCAGAUUGUAAUAACCACUGUAUUCAUAUCUUAGACCAGAAUGGAGUGUUCCUCUGUUAUAUAGAUAACUGUGACCUGAAGAAUCCGUAUGGUAUAUAUGUGGAUAAAAGAGACAAUCUGUUUGUGGCAGAGUAUUACAGCGGUGAUGUUAAGAAAAUCAAAUAUGUGAAGUGAAAAUU